This is a messenger RNA of Dromaius novaehollandiae (emu), 3098 nucleotides long. RefSeq names its product PHD finger protein 24. Gene Ontology annotation, molecular function: transcription corepressor activity; calcium ion binding. Lineage: Eukaryota; Metazoa; Chordata; Aves; Casuariiformes; Dromaiidae. The record is from RefSeq and is a predicted model, not a curated record. Bases 357 to 1559 code for a protein of 400 amino acids. Gene Ontology annotation, cellular component: nucleus; cytoplasm. The transcript is spliced from 8 exons.
CAGGCUGCAUCUGCUCAGCCCCAGUCACAAGCUCCCCGCUUCGCCCGUGUGUGUGUGCGAGUGCAUGCGUGCGUGUGUGCGGUGUGUGUGUGCACGCGCGCUAGACACAGGCAUCCGCUCCCAGCAUCUCGCCGUCUCCUGCAUCCUUCAACAGCGAGCGCGCUGCUCUGGCUCCCCGGGUACCAGCCUCGCCUCUCCAUCGCCCUGAGGGGGUUCGGACGUGGGGCGCCCAGCGCGGCCAGGGAUGCGGUGAGCGCGGGUGAAGAGGAGGUGGCGGGAGCCGCGGCUGCGAUGGGCAGCGUGGAGGUGGCUCUCUAGGGCACGCGCACUCCCGAGCUGGACCCUGACCCUGAGCCAUGGGGGUGCUUAUGUCAAGGCGGCAGACGGUGGAGAAGGUGCAGAAGGUCAGCUUGGCAGUGUCAGCCUUUAAAGACGGGCUGAAAGAUCAGCCAUCAACGCGGCGGCGGGCAGAGGCCGAGGGUUCGCGCCGGGGGACGCUGGAGCAGACAGUGCAAGAGGGAGAGGACGAGGCACCUGCAGGCCCCUCCCAGCCAGAGGAGAGCAGCACCAGCAAGGCAGCAUGGGAACGGCUGCGGGACGGCCGGGGAGUGGAGCCAGAGGAGUUUGACCGGGCCAACAGGUUCACACCACCUGCCUUCAUCCGGCCCACACGGGAGCUGCACGAUGAUGAGCCACCGGACAUCAGCCUGGAGCAACGGGAGCAGGUCCUCAAUGAUGAGAUGUGUGAGAUCUGUGAGGUGUGGACAGCCGAGAGCCUCUUCCCCUGCCGCAUCUGCAGCCGGGUAUACCACGAUGGCUGCCUGCGCCGCAUGGGCUACCUGCAGAACGACAGCGCCGUGGAGGUGACAGAGACCGCGCACACUGAGACAGGCUGGAGCUGCAACUACUGUGACAACCUCAAUCUCCUGCUGACAGAGGAAGAGAUGUACAGCCUGAUGGAGACCUUGCAGCAGUGCAAGAUCAUUCCAGACACCUGCCUGACUCUGGACGACUUCCUGCACUACAAGCACCUGGUGCAUAAGCAGCAGUUCGAGAGGCCCAUGGGAGAGGCCCAGGAGGAGCGGGCUGCCCUGCAGUUCUCUGCCCUGGACCCCGACAAGAAGGGGCACAUCGAGUGGCCGGACUUCCUCUCCCACGAGUCCAUCCAGCUGCUGCAGAAACUCCGGCCACAGAACUCCCUGCUGCGGCUGCUGACAGCCAAGGAGCGGGAGCGGGCGCGCAUGGCCUUCCUGGCCCUCGACCAGGACAGCGACGGCUUCAUCGGGGAGAGCGAGUGCCACAAGGCCCAGCAUACCUGGUUCCGGAAGCACCAGAAGGAAACGCCAUCCUGCAACGUCAGCAUCAGCCACGUAGGACCCAUGUCUGAGAGCAGCCCUGCCAGCAGCGGCAGCAGCAAGAGCCAGGAGAAGUCCCUGCUGGCCACGGAGCAGGAGGAGGCCAGGCCCAUCGACUGGCCAACCUUCCUGCGGGAGAACGUCGCCUACAUCCUGGCCGCCCGCCCCAACAGCGCCGCCGUCCACCUGAAGCCGCCGGCGUAGCGCCGCCCCGGUGAGGGCGGCCCCGCGUGCCCCGCCGCCGUGCGCCACCACGGUGCCAUCUUGCCUGGCGGGGCCUCCCCCCACUGCACCCCACCCCGCUCCUUCCCGCUCGCGUCGCCACGGCAACCUGCCCCGUGCCCCCAUUGGCUGGAGGGGAGACCACUCCCUUGCCCCGCCCACCAACCCCACGCCGCGCCCCAACACCUGCCCCAGGGGACGCCGGCUGCCCAUUGGCUGGCGGGGAAGCAGCCGUGACGUCCCCGCCCUCCCUGGCUCGCUUCGGAUUGGCUGAGAGAGGCCUGCAUGGGGUGGGGCCCAGCAGGUGCUGGGCUCUGAUUGGAUGAAGGAGGUCGGGGGGCCAGCCCCAGUGUGUUCUAGUCUCUGAUUGGCUGAUGAAGGCUUGAGUGGGAGCAGCCCCUGAGCAUCCUGGUCUCUGAUUGGCUGGGGGAAAGCAGAGCUGGUUCCUCCUGGGCCCCACUGGUGAGGGGCAAGGAGUGACUCCACGGCCCCAGGACCCGGGGCACAGGGGCUGCCCCAGGCCCUGCCAUGGGGCCAGCCCUGGUGUGUGGGGCGGGGGAUACCCUGGGAUCCCCCCAGACCCUGCUGUGGGGCUGGCCUCAGUGUGUGGGGCAAGGGACGCCCCAGGGUGCUCCCAAGUCCUGCCAUGGGGCCGGCCUUGGUGUGUGGGGCAGGGGAUGUUCGGGGUGCCCCCAGACCCUGUUGUGGGGCCGGCCCUGGUGUGUGGGGCAGGGGACGCUCUGGGGUACCCCCAGACCCCGCUGUGGGGCCAGCCCCUGGUUUCCACAGACCAUCCUGCAGCAUUGGUACUGGAAUCAGGAGCUGGUUCCCGGCAGGAUUUGUGCCCCGGGACAGAGGGUUCUGCACCCAGGGAGAAGUGGGGUGCCAUGGGUGCAGGCGGGAGCUGGGGAGGAAGCAGAGUGUGGGGUGGCGCUGUGGGGAGACCUGAGCCAGCCUCCCACGUCACUGCGGGGCAGCAAAGCAUGCUUCCCGCCCAAGUGCCCGCGCCCCACGGCAGCGACGCCCCGAGGCCCAAAGCCAGCACUGGCUCAGCCCCAUCAGAAAUGGAAGCCCGGGCACGGGGAGAAGUGAGGGCAGCUCCGUGCUCAGCCAGCGCACGGAGGAUGGGCACUGCUGGAGACCUUGCUGCGUGCGUGCCAGGGGUUUGGAUGCCUGGGCAGCAUGGCUGCAAGUGGCUGUCCCCAUCCCCUCUGACCUGUGGCCCCGCGGCGCUCUCAGCCUCUCUCUGCUCAGCACCCUGGGGUGCCCGGGGCUCGCAGAGACGGGGUGCCAUAUCAGGAGAUGCUCCGCUGCUGAACGCCCCAUGGUGCCUGCCCCCACCACCCCGGCCAUGUUUCGCACCGGGCUUGCGGCCUCGCGCGGUGCUGGGCCAGGGGGACGUUUCAGACAGUGGGUCUGAGACAGCUGGCUGGAGCAGUGGCCGGAGCGAAGAUGCGGCGGGGGCCGUGUGCGUCGUAACGUCAGCCCUGUACUGAGAAGCGUCCAUUAAACAGCAGUGUC